GACUUCCUGUAAGCAGCGAUGCUUGUAGCUUUACCAAGAAGGACAUACCACAUCCUGAGCUUAUGCCAUACCGUUGGCAUUACAGCUGCCAGUUGAAGAUAACUUUUGUCCCUUUUGUGCCUUUUACCUGUUUGUGCACCUUAUUGCAAGAAGUGUGUUAUUGAAACGUUACACUAUUGGAUUACGCCUUGUGAGAUACUGAGAAAAUAUGGAGGAGCUCAGACAGGAGCUCAAUUACCAAAGACUAUCAUCAGAGGAGAGCAUCUUCUCUGCUGACUCAGAGUUCUCCUGGGAUGACUAUGAGAAUGAUAUCUACGGGCAACUGCCCAGUUUACAGAAAAGGCUGCAGCACAAGGAUCAAGUACAGGAAGCUGAGGUUCACUGGAACCCCAAUCAACCACUGAAGAUGUUGCCCCUGUGUAUACAGGAGAAGAGGAACCUCAGGGAUAGACAACAUCUAGAGAGGUGUAGAAUUGAUUACUGGGUAUCAUGGAAGCAGAGUCAGGAAAUUGCAAGAAGGCGACUGAGGGAGCAGGUCGGGAGAGUCGUCUCAAGACUACUGCUAUGGAAAACCACCCUCCAUAACAUUGAAGGGAGGUUUGGUGUGGGUGUGAAGGCGUACUUCGUGUUCCUUAGGUACCUGCUCUUCCUAAACUUCCUGAACUGUACCAUCAUCGCUGGCUCUGUGCUAAGUCCCACUCUGUAUAUCAGGACCAAAAAUACUAACACAUCCUGGUCCGAGAACUUCACUCAAAAUAUUUCACUUUUGGAUAUGUUUCUGGGCUCUGGCUUUAUGGAACACUCUCCAGUUUUCUAUGGGUUCUACAAAAACCACUCUUUCGGCUCAAAAUGUUUGAACAUAGCUCUCCUCUUUUUCUUUGGCAUGCUCAUCAUACUCCUCCUUAAUCUCAUCCUGAUAGUGCGCAGGACGGUGGUGGGUUAUAAGAACACAUGGCUUACUGGCAUUAAUUUCAGUGCCAAUAUGAGCUAUAAGGUGUUCUGUGGAUGGGAUUUCUGCAUCCGCGAGCCUGACGCAGCCGUCCUUAAACACAACUUAAUCAGGAACGAACUGAAGAUGGACCUUGAGGAACAGAAGUUUCGUCAGAAAGUCUUGGGACGUUCACUGAAGCAGUGGAUUCUUCUGUACGUCCUCCGCAUUGCUCUCAACUUUAUGGUGUUAAUUCUUAUGGGCGGCUCCAUCUAUCUGAUCUGGUUUGCCACCACUAAAUUGGUAAACCCUGAGCUCCACUGGACUUUGAAUCUCCUGAAAGGCUAUUAUUCAGCCAUUACAAUCACAAUAGUCAAUUUUCUGAUGCCACACUUUUUUUCUGCAAUCACCGUGUAUGAAGACUACUCUCUCACCACACAGCUUAAUGUCACCUUAGUUCGGAGUAUCCUGCUGAAGCUGGGAAGCUUAGCCAUCUAUCUCUUCUUCCUCAUUACUAAAAUUAAUAAUGAUCAUCACUGCAAGUGUCGAGAGACUGAGUUUGGAAAGGAAAUGUAUAAGCUCACAAUAUUUCAACUCUUGGCAUCUUUCUGCAAUACAUUCUUGGUGGCGUAUCCCAGAAAGUUGUUGGUGGAGAAGUGUACAACCUCUAAAUUGUCAAGAGUGGGCAAGCAGCGGUUUGUGAUCCCACUGAAUGUGUUAGAUCUGGUAUAUAGUCAGACAGUCACUUGGGUGGGAGUUUUUUAUUGUCCUCUCCUGCCAGCCAUCAGCAUUUUUAAACUACUGGCAAUCUUCUACAUCAGUAAAUUCAAUCUGAUGCGAUGUUGCGACCCAGCUAGGAAAAUGUUCCGGACCACCAGCUCUUCGGUUCUGUUUCAUUUCAUGCUCUUACUGGGCCUCAUCAUGUCCGCCGUGACAAUUGGUGUCAACAUUAAACUGUUUGCUCCUUGUGAUUGUGGCCCAUUUCAAGGGAACCAGACUGUGUAUAACAUGACCAAUGCCUGUGUUGACACACUUCCAUAUGCUGCAAAGACAGUCAUACGUUACAUGACAUCUGCAGCUUUUGCAUUCUCGCUCAUAUUAAUGGAGAUUAUCAUCCUGACAUCUUAUGUGUCUCGUAGACGAGCCAAUCAGAAGGCCAUGGAGAGGCUCAAGGACAUGCUUGUUAUGUGCAGCUCAGACAAACGUUAUCUGGUGAGUCAUCAUGCCACAUUGCUCAGACGACAGAGGAAGACCGUCAAGCGCUCCGAAAAGGUGGCCUCACGGCAGUGAAAGGGUCUUUCUCUUUGCUCUGUGUCAGAGAGCACAACUCUCAUCUCAGUACUGCUUAUUCUACACCAAAAUGGGCCUUGGAACUAUAAUGCAAUUUUCAAAAACUGUCUACAAGACACAUGCAAGGGAGUAAGCUGGACUCUGUUUCCUUAAAAGGAAGUAAAAUUGAGGUUGUACAAUAUUUUGUUCAUAUUUUUUGCUUGGGCAGAAGGUGCCAACAGUUUGACACGCUCAUAUGCUCAGCAGUGUAUAUUUUGUUUUUUGAAACCUGCUAUUUAGACAAUAGUCUCAACCAUUCUAUGCUGAUAUCACUGUGAAGUUUUAAGGAAAAUCAGCCAGACUUUCAAAAUGACAAUGUAGAUCAAAUACCAUUUAGUGAUCUACAAAUGUGCUGGCUCGUCUAGAUAAACAGUGGUAGAUUGUUCUCAUACCAGCAGAGUCAUUUUUAUGUAAAGCAACACAUAAUACAUUGACCCUAUUAUGGUCUCUCUGCAAAUGCUAUCAGUAUUCUUUAGGCCUAGUGCUGUUAAUCAUAUAACUCUCGUCUGUGUGCUGACUAAUUAAUAUAGCAAAAUAACAACAUUAGCUUUCCAUAUGUUAUUUUGUAAUGUAAGCUAUGCUGUUAUUAUUAUCAGUGUUAGUUUUUUUGUUUGUUUUUUUUUUAGAUUUAUUUAUUUUUUGUAUGUGUUGUAUACAGUAUAGAAUUAAUAUAGCAAAAUAACAACAUUAGCUUUCUAUAUGUUAUUUUGUAAUGUAAGCUAUGCUGUUAUUAUUAUCAGUGUUAGUUUUUUUGUUUGUUUUUUUUAGAUUUAUUUAUUUUUUGUAUGUGUUGUAUACAGUAUAUAACAAGCACAAAGGAUCUUUUGAUUGAUAGGACAGUUAAUAAUAGAUUAAUAGAUUAAUGCAUUUCUGGUACAUUUAAUAUAUAUGGAACCACAGUUACCAUGAACUAUCCCAGUCAAAC
Ictalurus furcatus (blue catfish) is the source of this 3182-nucleotide messenger RNA. It is a transcript of the gene tmc8, whose product is annotated as transmembrane channel-like 8. Gene Ontology annotation, cellular component: plasma membrane. NCBI's taxonomy places the organism in Eukaryota, Metazoa, Chordata, Actinopteri, Siluriformes, Ictaluridae. Bases 209 to 2218 code for a protein of 669 amino acids. The record is from RefSeq and is a predicted model, not a curated record. Gene Ontology annotation, molecular function: mechanosensitive monoatomic ion channel activity. The transcript is spliced from 16 exons.